GUAUGUUUUGCUAAAGCACUCAACGUCGAUUUGUGGAAGAACAAACGUUUGUUCGAGUACUGCUUUUGCUCUGGAAGAUUAAUCUUGAUCUCAAGUCUAUAAAUAUUCACAACAAAGAUGAAUUUUAGCAAUUAUUCCUUGCCAAAUUUUAAGUUGUCCAAAGACUUAACAGUAGAGCAAGGCAUCAGGUCUUUCCUGUAUGCCCUAACACCUUCAGAGUCUUCUUUCGCACAAGUGAAUGAUGUCCCAGAUUACCUGAAUGACAUAAUUCCAUUGUUUAUUAGUGCGAUCAUUUUGGAAAAUAUACUUCUCUUCUUCAUGGGUUUGCCCAGGUUGAGGUUGAAUGAUGCUUUUAGUUCUUUGUCAGCAGGGAUGUUUAUGCAGUUAACAAAGGUCAUUGUGUUCAGUGUUGAAAUAGCUGCUUAUAGUCAUAUCUACAAUMACUACAGGCUUGCUAGUCUUCCUUGGGACUCACCAUGGACUUGGUAUCUAUGUUUCCUUGGCGUAGAYUUCUUCUACUAUUGGUUCCACCGAGCCACGCAUGAAAUUAAUAUACUAUGGGCAAACCAUCAAGUGCAUCACAGCUCAGAAGAUUACAAUUUGAGUACAGCAUUGAGACAGUCUGUUUUACAGCACUAUACGAGCUGGGUGUUUUAUCUCCCAAUGGCUCUUGGGAUACCAACACCAAUCUUCUUGGUCCAUGCACAGUUUACUAUGUUAUAUCAGUUCUGGAUUCAUACAGAGGUUGUACGAUCUCUUGGUCCAUUGGAAUACAUCUUAAACACUGCAAGUCAUCAUAGGGUUCACCAUGGACGCAACCCAUACUGUAUUGAUAAAAACUAUGGAGGAACACUUAUCAUUUGGGACAGACUAUUUGGAACCUUCCAGGAAGAAAAGUCUUCAGAAAAGAUAGCUUAUGGUCUGGUCCAUCCUGUGGCCAGUUGGAAUCCUAUAUGGGUGCAGAUCUGUCACUAUCACCAUAUUUGGAAUACAUUUUGGGGAGCUGAGGGGAUAAAUAACAAGCUCUCAGUGCUGUUUAAAGGACCAGGAUGGGCCCCUGGUACACCUCGUCUUGGAAACCCUGAUGACCUUCCUCAGAUUGAGUAUCCCAUCAUGAAGUAUGAUAGUGCUCCACCAAUGUGUUGUAAUGUGUAUGCUAUUUGUCACGCUUUGAUAUUCCAACUKGCCUACGUACAGCUUCUCUCAAAACACAUGGUGUUAAAUCCUGUCAAUGUGUGGGGCGUGGUUCUGUUUUUGAUUUUUACCAUGACGUCCAUUGGAGCUCAGUUUGAUUGCAAGUGGUAUGCACCUUACAUGGAGUUUACAAGGUGCAUGUUAUUUCUACUUGUUGACCUCGUCCUCUCUUCACGGAACAUGGACACUGGAGUUUUGCCAAAGUUUUCUCUCACGGUGAUCAGAGCUGUUUUCGUUGGAUCGACGUUUCUGUGGAUGGUCAUAUGUGUGGGACCAAGRGACAAAAAGAAAGUACAAUAACAACAUAAAAAUCAAUUUACGUACGAAUUUCUUUAGCUCCCAGCACAAGAGACGAACUCGACUUACGGCUCGUGGGCGCGUGUCGAUUUACRUGCCCAAUUCUCUAGCUUGCUUCGCUCGCAAAAUAAUAAUCGAGUUCGACUUUGGCAAGUCUACUUGAUUACGUAUUGCGAAGAUGAUUAUGUUUAACCAUUGCAGAUUUCUUAGCUCUUGAAGGAUUGUUUUAUUUUUGUAUUCUGUAAAUACGGUAACAAUAUUAUAUCAWAGUUUAUGGUGGAAAUAAUACUGAAAAUGUAUACAUUUUAAUUUUUUAACACAUAAAAUUCAUUAAUAAUCAGCAAUUGGAUGUUUUUAAC
Molecule: messenger RNA, 1850 nt
Organism: Exaiptasia diaphana
Lineage: Eukaryota; Metazoa; Cnidaria; Anthozoa; Actiniaria; Aiptasiidae
Product: alkylglycerol monooxygenase
Exons: 15
Coding region: 118-1494 (458 amino acids)
Biological process (GO): lipid biosynthetic process
Cellular component (GO): endoplasmic reticulum
Molecular function (GO): oxidoreductase activity; iron ion binding
Source: RefSeq, a predicted model, not a curated record